GCCGGAUUCUGUGAAUCUUGCAAUAAGUAAUACAAAAUACGAAAGAUAUUCAGGAACAAAGCAAUACGACGAUGAGAAUCCAAUGUCACGAGAUAAAAUUUUCAAAAUAAAUCAAAUUUAAGGAUUACAGUAAAUCCCCGCAUAUAAGAACCUACAAAAAUAAGAACCUAGAGGCUGUUUUUUCUAAAUUAUGCACCUUGUAAUUAAGAACCUGUUUCAGUGUGAUAAAAUAUAAUAGGUCCUUAUCCCAAUGGCAAAAAAAAGUUUUCAAUGGUCCUUAUUCUCUCCCAGAUUUUUAAAGAUGAGGUAAAUCACAAUCGGUAUAAAAAUUUUCAGUUGUGCAUUUUCAGCAUUUUAUACACUUUAACGGAAGAGAACUUUGAAAUCAUUUUGACUUUUUAACAUAAUUAUAUAUAGCAAAAUGUUGAAAAAUGAAAUAAAAGCAUUAGAGUUCAUAAUUUUCAUUUCCUGAGGACGUAUGAGAUCAUCUCCAGAUCCAUCCACGGUCAUAAGGCAGCCAGUGCGCUCAAAUGUCUUCCUGUAAAUAUCUUUGUAAUGUUGCAUUGAUAACAUUGCCAAAAGGAAAAAAACAAAUUUUAAAUAAGGGAUCCUUCGAAUAAGAACCUUCAUACCCUGAAAUUAAUCCAAGUACCUUUCCAAUAAGCACCUACUUCAGCCUGAACCUCAAAAAAGUAGGUUCUUAAAGGCAUUGAGUCAUGGUAAAUAGGCUUUCUCUAUAGGGGGUCAUUUGGUUUCGGCGUGAUCGCUGCUGUUUCAUGUGAUAUUGGCAUCCGUUGUUGACAACUUGCUAUUGAUGGAAACUGUUAUGUUAAUCAGUACGAGGUGAGUUCAUGUGACCAGUUCAAGGUCAACCAAUAGCAUCACAGUCAUGGAAAUCAUGACUCAGCGGAUUUUGGCACUUAGGGUCAACCCAGUCUAUUUAUCAUGACUCAAUGCCUUUAAAUGCGGGGAUUUACUGUAUACUAAUAUUUCGCCCCGGCAUACAGGGCUUCAUCAGAGUAAAUGAAACGAAUGUAUGCUUCCUGAAGUUUUUAAACCCGGUAUUCUCACGGCAAUUAAGAAAACUUUUUCAAGAUUGACAAAGUUUGUCAGACUUCUUGUUCGCAUUAGGCAGUUUUCUGAGAUGUUGUAUUGUUAUCUAGCACGUUAUCAGGUUGCCAUUAAGAAAUUGUACCUUUUUGAAUUGUGACAUGAUAUCAAAUAGCACCCUGGGCUUUUUUAUUGGUGUUAACAUAAUUCUGACAUGUCCGUCGAGUCACCCGCUGGUUAUCAUAGAUUUUCACGAGAUUUUGAUGUUCCAUUGCUCUACGACGGAGCCUUUGACCAAUUAGUCGAAACGUUACAAUUUGUCAGAUUUCAGAUUUUGCUGUUCGCACUCUACCAAUUAAACUACUUCCUGACAAACCCUUGCCGCCUUUGAAGAUAGAACAAUAAGGGAUUAGCAUUGUCAGGUUUCUAGAUGCAGUGCGAAUAGGGCCAUAUCAUAUUUGCAGUGCGAAUAGGGCCUUACACAUGUGCAGUCAUGUGAUGGCCUGUGGGUGUUGUUGAAAACACAAAUUCCAUGACCAUAGGCGCCGGAAGCUUCGUGAUGCGGCGGGGGCAGGAACUGCAGAAAGGGCACUUUGUCAGGGUUGCCAUUUGGGAUUAUUCAAUCCCAGAUUUCACAAAACUGGGACUGUGGAAAAGCUGUUGGGAUCAGAAAUUGAUAUCUGGGAAUCAAAGUAAAAAUUGGGAUUCACAUCGACUGUUACACUGAUUGAAAAUUUGAAAGUUAUCUGCUGUUGAUCUGGUUCAUCAUACUUCAUACACAAUGCCCAAGUUUAAGUCUUCAUACUGUGUAUUUUGAUGCAACUCAAUUCUUAUGUCAACUAACUCGACUAUUUAUGUCAAAUUAAGCAACCGUAACAUUGAAUAAUGCAUAAUUCAUUGCCCAGGAAAUAUAGAAGGCAAAGCUGCAGAGGGAUAUCUAUCCCUUUCUAUAACCUAUGCGAAGGAAUCUACUUUUGAAAAAUUUGGGAUUGAUUAAGGAUUGAGUUUCAGAAACUUUGGGAUUGAGGAUCUGCCAGCACUUGACAACCCUGCUUGGGGUGUUGAAGUUUGCUGUUGAAACACAUCGGGAAUCGUCGUUUAGUUUAGUCAACGACAAAGCCUGGUUUUAGGUGAUGGCCUUGCCAAGGGAGGCAGGGUCGGCGGUCUGUGGACGUAGCCCCCAGGGAAAUUGUGGGUUGUUAGGCCCUAAAGGCUCUCAGAAAUAAAAUUGGGGCCGGCCUGCACAAGAUUAGGGCAGGAGGGGCAGUGUUGGAGCCGAAGGCAAAUCAUUGAAUUUUUCUAUUAACAUAAUCGAGCAUUCCUAGGUGGGAGGGGGGCGAGGGCGGGGUAUCAUAAUAAAAUAUUAACUUGAAUAUGUGCCACCCAUACAGCUGGGUUUUUACCAUCAAAGAUUCUAAACAUAAAGAAAAUGUUAACGAAAUUGUCAAUAUAUGAAAAUGGUUAUUAAAUGGCCUUGUCACUCACUAUUCACAAUAUUUGGUUUUAUAAAAAUCAUGGCUGUUAUAAAUGGGCUGGUUGUAAAAUUUUAUUUGCCCGCCAAGUUUUUAUACCGAUUUAUCCUCCUUAUGUUCCUUGAGUACUUCUGAGGGUACACAUCUUUUGUUUAUCAUUUAUUAUCUUUGCCGCUCUCUCUCUUGUGAUCUUGUCACAGACAAUCUUUUCAUUCUCUGCAUUUUUGUGCUGGUAUUAUCAUCUUUCUGGUAUUUUCUAAUAGAUAUUAACAUAACGAGAGUAGUCAACAUAUUCCAGGGCACUGCUUGCCCCCUCUGCCCCUGUUCGAAGACUGCCCCUCCAGCCCCCCUUGUGUAGGCGCCCCUGAUUGCUGGGGAGAACAGAGUGAGUCUAAUACCCAGGGUUAGUGCCCAGCAGAUGUCAAGCACAGCACAAGUACAACCACUGAUCUAAAAAAAUUUUUUUAGAUCAGUGAAUACAACCGAAUACUCCAGCCCCAUCUUCAAGAAGAGGCUUGCCCUGAUCAGGUCUUGUUGAAAUGGAAAAUUGAAACCAAAUGUUUGAAUCAAAGUCAAAGCUGAACAGAAUAAUGGAGAAAAUACGAGUUACUAAGGUCACCUGGAUAUCUCCACGGGUUUUGCUGUAUGUAGCUGGAUUUCUGGAUUUGUUUGCUGUGUCUCUUUUGGUACCGCUUCUUGCGCAUGAAGUUAGAAAAUAUGGUGCUUCUCCAACAAUGGUUGGUUUGUUCUUAUCAAUCUAUGGAGCUCUCCAGUUACUAAGCAGUCCACUGAUGGGGCAGGCAAGUGACCUGUUUGGGCGGAAGCGAGUUCUGUCAUUUUGUUUGCUUGGAAGUGCUAGUGGAUAUUUUCUACUUGGCUUUUCGCAUUCGUUGGUCUUCAUGUUCCUUGCCAGGAUCCCCACUGGUCUAUUGAAGCAUAGUCAAGCCAUAAUCAAGGCCUAUGUUGCUGAUGUGACCCCGCCCACCCAGCGUCCAGCAGCCCUUGGUACAUUAAAUGCCAUUUGCAGUUCAGGGUUCAUCAUUGGUCCUGUAAUAGGUGGCCAUAUUGCAAUGAGCCAGUUUGGGUUUCAAAAAGUAGCAACUAUCACAGGUUUGAUUUUUUUCUGCAACUCCAUAUUUGUGUUAUUUUUUGUUCCUGAUACGGAGGUUGAAUUGUCCUCUUCAGACUGCUCUUCUAAUAAUGAAAAGGUUGACGGUUGCGAUGGAGGUCAAGGUAACGACAAUAAACCUAGCCUCAACAAAACUGAAGCCGUCGGUGCUGUCGAUGCAAAGAAGAAUGAGUCGAAUACAGUAUUGCAGUCCGCUUCGGAAUUUGUAACAGCUAUAAGGCAAGUUCCAUGGGCGAGUGUUGCCGAUAUUUUUGUUGUGCGAUUUCUCUCAAGUUUGUCGAUGAUUAUUUUCCGAAGCAGCUUUAAUUUGAUUUUAGAGUAUCGGCAUUCGACUUCACCGAAAACGAAUGGCUAUAUUAUGUCGUACAACGCUAUCUUGGGAGUAGUGAGUGGAAUGAGCGUUGGCUGGAUAGCAAAGUUUUUCCGUUCCCCCGAGUCAAUGCAUCGUUUUUUUUCGGUCACGCUUGUCUUUGCGUUAACGUCGAUAUCUUUUGCUCCGAACAUCGUUUACAUCAUUAUUGCCUUGAUUCCCUUAUGUAUAUCGACUUCAAUUUUGAGAGUUACCAGUGCAACUCUGAUGUACAAGAAAGGCGGGGAGGCGGAAAAGGGCCUACUUACUGGUUUGAGUGACUCAUUCAUGUCAAUGGCGCGUAUGAUAGGACCCACUGUUGGUGGGAUUGCACAGGACAUUAACAUUUACGGGCCUGGUAUUGUUAGCUCGUUUCUUGCAGGCUUCGGGACUCUCCUUGCGUUUGUAUUUGAUCUGGGAAAAGAUAAUGCAUUAUCUAAGAAGAAGACAUCAUAAUUUUUAAUAUUUGCAACUUUAGCUUUAGAUACUAUACUGGGAUAAUUUGAUUUGUAAUUAUAUAAUGGAUCUGUAUAGCAAAAUUCGAGUAAAUAUCUAUUUAAAUUUUAAUAUGCAAGUUGAUGUGUUGCUGUUUUGUAUAUACAUCUGAACUUCACAAAACCAUGACCUCUUUAAUGGGAAUUUUAUCAUAAUUCAGUAUUACACUAGUUGAAUUUUCUGAACAGUUUUAUCGUAGAGACCAUUUUGAAAAUUAAGAAGAUUAUUGCUAUAGAUUGACGUUUUCAGGAUAACUGAUAGUUAAUCUAAGUUAAUCUAAAAAGAGUUAUUCUAUUUACCAAACCGAUGUUCGUAUAUCAGCAGUUAUUUUAAUGGAAAUGCAUUUAUUUGUAUAUUAGUAGAAUCACUGGUUUUUCAAAUAUCUGUCCUUGUGUAGGUCACUUCAAAUUUUUCACAUAUUGGUCUCUGUUGUAUUUGAUACUAUUACUUCAAGUGUCUGAUAAUUCGACCGCCUGAUAGAACAAAUUUUACCAAGCAUGAAAGUUUUUUCCUUCGUGAUUGCUCUUACUUUGGGAAACACUUGAUGAUUAAAACUUUCGAUAAUUCGAAUAAAUGUUGCUUUUACGUGAAGGUUUGCAUUAUCAGGCAUCAGCUGUGAAGUACGUUUAUUAUUAGUUUAAGGUUUCUUUGUUUGUUUGUUUUAGUUUGUUGGUAAUUAUGAACGAUGUAUUUCAUCAGUAUUCUAGGCAGAGGACUCAGUUCACUGCCAUACGAUGAACAAAUUUCGUUCAAUGCAAUGGGAUUAAUAUCGUCUUCUUCUUCUUCUUCUCCUUUUUCUUCUUCUUCUUCUUCUUCUUCUUCUUCAUCUUCUUCUUCUUAUUUUUCAUCUUUUUCUUAUUCUUCGUCUUUUUUGUAUUUUACCUGCUUCUUUGUAUCUUCUCCCUUUUGUUUCUUCUUCUCUUAAUUUUCUCCUUUUCGUUUUGUCUAUUUCUCUUUCUCCUUGUUGGUAGAGAAUGUUACACGGUUUUCACGUUUUCUGGUCUAACAAAGAAGUUACUUGUGUUCUUCAGAGCCAGGCUUUGCCUAGCUUUUUGGUUGCUCGCGAACUUUUUGAUAUCUUUAAAGAAAAGGUCGUCAUGUCGCCUUUGCAUUAAACGAAGAACUCUUUUAGUUUUUGUGUUCAUAUUCUAUUAUUGGACUAGCCCUGCUUCUUGUGACAAAAAACAGGUUUGAAUUAGAGCAUCAAUGCAUUAAUUUGAAUUAUACACAGACGAGCUUUUUGUUUAUGACUUCCCCGCUCACGAUGGAAUUUUGUGUAAUGCUGCCUAAGGACAUAAUGAGAAUCUGACGGAAAAUUCAACAAAAAAAUGGCUGUUCCUCUCUCGUGGAAGAAGAAGCGAUAACUUGCUGUUCUAGGAAAAAACCUUGCUGAAGUUACAUGUAAUAAAUAUUAGGAAAGACCCGAAAAAUGUGAGAAGCACACUUGAUCACGUACAUACAUACAUGACAUCAGAAACUGUUUUGUGUAUUGGCAGACAUGCACAGCAGUAACAUUUGUUCUGUUCUCAACCGCCAACCAACAGUUUCACAGUCUUUAAAUUGCAAGCCAGCGAUUCAAGGAAGGAAGCUGUUGGUGUGCGGCUCCCUACUGUAUGUCUAUGGCUAUUGUUCGACACCACACCUGGAGCGUAAUUAUUGAUAAGUAAGUUUGGGUGCCUUCUUGUCGUUGUGAUUUUCGCGCACUGAGCUCUAAAAACUGAUAAUUCCCUAUUUAAUUAAGGCCCUAGGCUUCAAUUUUCUGUUUUAGCAUCCUGUUCUCUUGACAAGAACUCAAUUUCUUUUAACGCACUGUAUCCGAUCACUGACGUACCCACUCAUUGCUUAUUACGGUUUCCAUAAGCUAUUUAAGCUGUUUGCAAACUAAGAAUCUUUCUCGUCAGUUUAUCAGUGUUAUUGUUGCUGCUGUUGUUGUUGUUGUUGUUGCUGUUGUUUUCUAAAGUAUGUGGAUGAUAGAUCAGUAGCAGAGGGUUUGGUAGAUAUCGAAUAUGCAGUGCAUAGUGUAGUUUUCACUAAAUAAUAUUUUAGACAUCGAAUUUUGCUGUAGUUAAGACAGAAUAAUAUUUUAGACAUCCAAUAUGCAGAACAUAGUGUAGUUUGCACCGAAUAAUAAAAGACAUCGAAUACGCAGUAAUUGGUGUUAUUACUCUGAAUAAUAUUUAAUUGUAUUGCAAACGAAAUGACAACCACGUUUCAGCAGCGAUAUGCAUGGAUGAAGCCUUCAUCAUCAAGGUAUAUAGAUUUAUAAGCAACAGAUAGUGAAAUGGGCCUACUUUUGCGUAUCAUAACGAAAACCUAUCAUUUGCACGACUACGUUUCUUCGACAUACAAAUUGAACCUAGUUUGAGUGACAGGGAGACCUAAUUGCACAAAUCAUACAGAUUCAUCCUUACUAAUUGUAUUCAUCCUAUUAACCCGCCAUCUUGCUGGCACUCUAACUGUACGAUCUGCAGGUGGUUUGACUCAAGUGGUCUUUGGCUUUCCGCGUUCUCAGGUUAGAGUGACUCUAUUAUGAAAAUGCACAGCUGCGGGUCUAGAAAGCUUGGACCGCAAACGGAUUUUCGCCAUUUCAAUUUAAACCUCCAAAAAAUCACAAAAAUUAAAUGUCAAGCAAUUGAAUGCCUACAUUUAGUCAUUGUUCGACGUUCAUAAUCUGAGAAGUGUUGAUCGAAAAGUACCUUAUUAUGCUCUGUGUCUGCUUUUACGCACAAUUUUCAAAUUUUGCCCUGCCAAAAGCUUUUUUGAAUGUAAUUUUGAUAUAUUUGGAUUGCCAAAGCCCAAAAUUUGGUCUCUUUGUAUGGAGAAGAAACAAUUUGGUUCGUGUUUUAUCCACCAUUGAAAUGUAAACUGACAUUGAAAUGUCAGUUUUUACUUUGCAGCUCAAAUUCUAUGAACAGAAUUAUAAAUGUUAUAAGUUCGAACACCAUUUGAGCACUCGAAAAAACUCGUUUCAAAAAACUAGUUUUUAUUGUGUGGUUGUCAUUCAAAAUGAUAAAUCCAAUUUUCAUCUUUCGUGCUUUUCAUAGUUUUUCGUUAAAUCUCAACUGACAAAGGAAACUGAUGAUUUUUGAUUUUGUAGAAAUAAUCUGUAAAUUUGAUUUAUCUUUGUAUGAUUGCAAUUUGCUCUAAACCUUAGCUUAACUUAACUUAGCUUAACUUCCUUUAACUUAGCUUAACUUAGCUUAACCUAGGUUAACUUAACUCAGCUCAACUAACUUAACUAACCUAACUCAACUUAACUUUACUUAGCUUAACUUAACUUAACUUAACUCAACUUAACUUAACUUAACUUAGCUUAACUUAACUUAGCUUAACUUAGCUUUACUUAGCUUCACUUAACUUAGCUUAACUUAGCUUAACUUAACUAAGCUUAACUUAUCUAGAACACUUUUUAGUUUAUUGCUUGUUUUAAUUGUUAAACAAGAAAAAUUAAAUCGGGGCAUUGACAUUCUACUCGACUUUCUUUUUUCUAGAAAGUCGGUUUUUCAUAGCAAUAUUCAAUAACCUUUCUAACUUUUCUGAAAUCUCUCUUUGUCUUUUACAAACUAUCGACGUCUUAUACUUGAUUUAGUUGAAAAUUUUCAAAAAAUUUCGCAAAAGUCCAAUCUCUUGCAUAAUUUUGCUCACUUGAAUCCCCAAUAUUGGUAUCAAUAUAUUAUAUAAUUUCUAAUUAAGACGAAUGAAUAAAUUAACAAAAUUCUUUCCACAUUCUUAGACCUAUUGUACUGACGUUAAAUUCUAUUCAUUGCAGUGGAUUUUUUCAUUAAGUUUCGAUUCAAUGUUAUCCUUCCAUGGAGGACGAAAUUUCAACCGAAGUCCACGAAAAGCAUUACCCCCUACGUUUGUCCGACUCUAUGAAAACCCUUUCCAACGUUUUACAGAAACUACCAUCUUUCGCUACUUCGCACAAAGUUAUUUUUUAAACAAUGCCUCUAUCUCUCUGUUAUCAACAUUUGACAUGUUACAAUGGAACCUUUAUUGUGGCACUAAGACCUCCUCUGUUCUUCCAGGGAGGGUUCUAAUAUGUUUUUUCUGCGUA
This is a messenger RNA of Rhopilema esculentum, 8552 nucleotides long. Its product is annotated as solute carrier family 67 member A2. Lineage: Eukaryota; Metazoa; Cnidaria; Scyphozoa; Rhizostomeae; Rhizostomatidae. Gene Ontology annotation, biological process: transmembrane transport. Gene Ontology annotation, molecular function: transmembrane transporter activity. Gene Ontology annotation, cellular component: nuclear envelope. The record is from RefSeq and is a predicted model, not a curated record.